Molecule: messenger RNA, 3015 nt
Organism: Botrytis byssoidea
Lineage: Eukaryota; Fungi; Ascomycota; Leotiomycetes; Helotiales; Sclerotiniaceae
Exons: 5
Coding region: 1-3015 (1004 amino acids)
Source: RefSeq, a predicted model, not a curated record
AUGACUGCUCAAGUUAUUUGCAAUCCGCUUCUGGGUCAGACCACAGUGAUUGCUGAGAGCCAGGUUAACGUCACAGUUGCAUUGUUACCGCAUGACGAUGGUCAAACAAACUGGGAAGUAGCAGUAUGGUACGGCUCGAAGGAUAUAAGCUGGAAACAGCUUGAUCUCACCCGGAGUGAUGAUGAUAUACCAAUUCUUUCUGCAGACCCUGAAACCUCAGUUUUGGGGUUUUCAAACACCCUGCAACGGCAAUCAUUGAACGGACAACAAAUUUAUUAUACCGUCAAAUAUCGAAGAAGCGGAGACUCAACCUGGAAAUGGGUGAAUGAUGAUCCCAAUUCCGUUGGUGAUGCAGAGAUUAUUUUCCAGAAAUCACCAACUACCUUACAGUUGUCUUCAAUUGAGAAAUAUAUUUCCAACUUGUCAGGUGAUUUUCGCGUCACGUAUCAUGGACAGCAUGAAGAAUCCGAUUCGCCCGUAUGGACUUUGACGUGUUCGAUACCUGCUUCUGUCACUUCCGUCACUGAGCCAAGUGUUCAACGAACUACCAUUGGAUUCCCAAAAGAUGUAGUUCAAUAUUUUGCACUUGUCAAACGGAUGAAUUUCUGGCUAGUGCCACGUCAUGGCGGAUCUAAAUUUGACUUGGGUGAAGAUGAUUGUCAAUUCUAUACAGAGGAUGCGGAGCCAAAAGCAAUUCUGAUAUCCUUCCUAAGAAGUGAUGGGAUGAAUCUUGUGAUGCUUGCGUUGAGUAUGAAUGGUGUUGUAACGACGCUGACAUCUGGUAAGAAUGGGAGUAUUGCCUCUAUAGGAAAGAAUGAGAAUGAAGAGGCAAGAGACGGGAUUGUUAUCUGUGCCGUGGGCAGAACUGUAGAGGAGGGUAUCGCGGCUGCAAUGGGCCAUACAAAAAGAGUUGUUCAGGCAAGCUUAAACAAAGAGCCCAUUACGAGUGGAAGGGUCGAAAAAUCUCUAGAUCUUAAAGUCAGGAAAAGUUUCCACGACGAGCUGGUAUAUUGUACAUGGAAUUCGCUCGGGCCCACCUUAACAUCUACUACUCUUUUCGCCGCGCUUGACGAUCUGGACGCAUCCUCAAUCUACCCAUCUACGAUAAUAAUAGACGAUGGAUGGCAAUUCAUAACUCCUUUCGGCUCCGAAACUUUCCCAAAUCAAAAUCGUUGGUCAAGAUUCGAAGCUUCAUCAACAUCCUUCCCAGAGGGUCUUACCAAUCUCUCGCUACAGAUUAGAAAAUCUUACCCAUGGAUCAAGAAUAUUGGGGUUUGGCACGGUAUUUUUGGCUAUUGGGGAGGUAUUGAACCUGAGAGUGAUAUUGGGAUGAAGUACAAGUUGCGACGGGUAGAGAUCAAUAAUUCGCGACGCAGUGGAAUGUGGGUUGUCGAUGCUUGCGAUGUGAGAAGAUUCUAUGACGACUUUUAUUCAUUUCUCGUCAGCUGUGGUAUAGAUGCGGUCAAACUGGACACUCAAGGAUUAUUAGACGAUCUGAAAAACGCCAAAGACAGAAGAGAAUUAAUACCAGCUUAUCAAAACGCAAUCCACGCAUCACUACUUUCUCAUUUCGAAGACAGAGUAAUAUCAUGCAUGUCCCAAUAUCCCGCUAAUAUUUUCUCUCCUCAAAUAUUACUCUCUUCGUCAACCCAUCCCACAAGUAAAAUCGCCAUGCGCAAUUCCGACGAUUUUUGGCCCAACGAUCCUGUUACUCAUGCUUGGCACAUCCACACCAACUCACACACCGCACACCUAACCACGCAUCUCGAAAACAUCAUCCCAGAUUGGGACAUGUUUCAAACCUCCUCCCAAGUCCCCCGCUACUCAUCCUACCACGCCGCCGCGCGCGCUCUCUCUGGCGGUCUCCUAUCCAUAACCGAUACGCCCUCUCACCACGAUCCUUCUCUCCUUUCCCGACUUUCCUGCACCCCCUUCCAAUCAUCUCCAUCUGCAUCUCCCUCUUCAACUCCAUCCCCCCCUCUCAUUCUCCGCACCCACCCCGCAAAAUCCACAUCCGUAUACCCCAGCUCGCACUCCCACCGCAUACUAAAACUGCACACCUCAACCCUCAAAACCAACGUAAAAGUCCUCGGAUUAUUCAACACUCUUUCUUCCGGGUCCAUCACCGAGACCAUCGGACUUGAGGAAUUUUUCCCCCUCUCGCAUUCUUCAUCUUUCCACAAAAAUAAAAAAGAUACCACCGAAGAAAAUCAAAGAGCCCAAGAAAACAAAAACCAAUACAUCCUACACAGCUCCUCGAACAGUAUUCUCUCUCCACCUAUUUCACUCACAGCCCGGGGAACAAACGCGAGUAAAUGCUUAAUCACCUUAACCGAAUCCGGAUGGGAAAUCCUCACCGCGUGUCCGGUAUAUACUAUUCCUCUCCCUCUUCCACCAACUUCUCUUUCCAAUCCCGCACAGCAAACCCCCCAACCCACCACCACCACCCCGCCAAUCACCCUCGCCAUCCUCGGUCUCCUCCACAAAUUCGUCGGCGCGGCUGCAAUUCUCAAGCAUUCAUUUUCAUAUUCAUAUUCAUUUUCUACAUCUACUUCAUCUAUCCCUGCUUCAACUUCAGCCUCAGACCCAUCAUCCUCCUCACCCUCCUCCUCAAUCUCCUCCACACCCCCCAUCCAAACCCCCGACCCCGCCCCUACCCUCAAUCUCCACAUCCACCUAAAAGGCACCGGAAUCCUCGCUCUAUACAUAUCUUCCCCCUCCUCCCCCACCCCCUCCCCCAAACUCUCCACCCUCUCCAUCUCCCACCUCCCACUCACCCAUCUCCUUCCCCACCAUACAAAAGUCGAUUAUCUACCUCACGCGCGCGGAUACAUGGUUUCGAUUGAUUUACCUUCUAUAUUGAAUAUGCGUUCCAGUCCUAGUUCUAGUUCUAGUUCUGGGAGUACGAGGGCGAAAGAGAGGGGGGAGUGUGGGGAUAUGGGCGUCUUUGACGAUGAAGGGGAGGGGGAUGGAGAUGAUGAGGGGGUAGUAGUUGAUAUUGGGAUUCUGGUGUGA